CGGGCGCAUGCGCAGGGGGGCGCGCCGCCUCUGCCCCGCGGCGAGGGUGUCUAUGGAGAGGCGGCGGCCGCGGCUGCGGAGGCAGACGCUGCUGCGGCGAUGGCGCCCUUCCCCGAAGAAGUGGACGUCUUCACCGCCCCGCACUGGCGGAUGAAGCAGCUCGUGGGGCGCUACUGCGACAAGCUUUCUAAAACCAACUUUUCCAACAACAAUGAUUUCCGUGCUCUUCUGCAGUCUCUGUAUGCUACUUUCAAGGAGUUCAAAAUGCAUGAGCAGAUUGAAAAUGAAUACAUUAUUGGCUUGCUUCAGCAACGCAGCCAGACCAUUUAUAAUGUACAUUCUGACAAUAAACUUUCUGAGAUGCUUAGCCUCUUUGAAAAAGGACUGAAGAAUGUGAAGAAUGAAUGUGAGCAGUUAAAUUAUGCCAAACAGCUGAAAGAGAGAUUGGAGGCUUUUACAAGAGAUUUUCUUCCUCACAUGAAAGAAGAGGAAGAGGUGUUUCAGCCCAUGUUAAUGGAAUAUUUUACCUACGAAGAGCUUAAAGAUAUUAAAAAGAAAGUGAUUGCACAACACCGCUCCCAGAAGGAUACCGCAGAACUGCUUAGAGGUCUUAGCCUGUGGAAUCAAGCUGAAGAACGACAGAAGUUUUUCAAAUAUUCUGUGGAUGAAAAGUCAGAUAGAGAAGCAGAAGUGUCAGAGCACUCCACAGGUAUAACCCAUCUUCCUCCCGAGGUAAUGCUGUCCAUUUUCAGUUAUCUCAACCCGCAAGAAUUAUGUCGAUGUAGUCAAGUCAGCACUAAAUGGUCUCAGUUGGCAAAAACUGGAUCACUGUGGAAACAUCUUUAUCCUGUUCAUUGGGCCAGAGGUGACUGGUAUUGUGGUCCUGCCACUGAGCUUGAUACCGAGCCCGAUGAGGAGUGGGUGAGGAAUAGGAAAGAUGAAAGUCGUGCGUUUCAGGAGUGGGAUGAGGAUGCGGACAUAGAUGAAUCUGAAGAGUCUGCAGAGGAGUCCAUUGCUAUCAGCAUUGCACAGAUGGAAAAACGUUUACUCCAUGGCUUAAUUCAUAAUAUUCUACCGCAUGUUGGUACUUCUGUAAAAACAUUAGUGUUAGCGUACAGCUCUGCAGUUUCCAGCAAAAUGGUUAGACAGAUUUUAGAGCUUUGUCCUAACCUGGAGCAUCUGGAUCUUACCCAAACUGACAUCUCAGAUUCUGCAUUUGACAGUUGGUCUUGGCUUGGUUGCUGCCAGAGUCUUCGGCAUCUUGACCUGUCUGGAUGUGAGAAAAUCACAGAUGUGGCUCUGGAGAAAAUUUCCACAGCUCUUGGCAUCUUGACCUCUCAGAGUGGCUUUCUGAAAACUUCUGCAAAUAAAAUUGCUUCAACUACAUGGAAAAAUAAAGACAUUACCAUGCAGUCUCCCAAGCAAUAUGCCUGUUUGCGUGAUUUAACUAAUAACAAAGACAUUGGAGAAGAAAUAGAUAAUGAACACAUGUGGACUAAACCUGUUUCUUCUGAAAGUUUCACUGCUCCUUAUGUGUGGAUGUUAGAUGCUGAAGAUUUGGCUGAUAUUGAAGACACUGUAGAAUGGAGACACCGCAAUGUUGAAAGUCUCCGCGUAAUGGAAACAGCCUCCAGCUUUGCUUGUUCCUCAGUUGGUUGUUACAGGAAGGAUAUUGUUGGACUAAGGACGAGUGUCUGUUGGCAGCAGCAUUGUGCUGCUCCAGCUCUUGCUUACUGCGGUCAUGCAUUCUGUUGCACAGGAACAGCCCUAAGAACUAUGGCGGCUCUCCCAGGGUCUUCCGCAGUGUGUGGAAAAGCACUAAGGACUACAUUGCCUAGGGAAAAUGACUUGCUUUAUUUUGGGAGUGACAAAUGCGAUCAAGUGACUGGACGAGUACUUUUGUUUCUCAGUCUGUCUGGAUGUUAUCAGAUCACUGACCAUGGGCUCAGGGUUUUGACUCUGGGAGGAGGGCUGCCAUAUUUGGAGCACCUCAAUCUCUCUGGUUGUCUUACUGUAACUGGUGCAGGCCUGCAGGAUUUGGUUUCAGCAUGCCCUUCCCUGAACGAUGAAUACUUUUACUACUGUGACAACAUUAACGGUCCUCAUGCUGAUACCGCCAGUGGAUGCCAGAAUUUGCAGUGUGGUUUUCGGGCCUGCUGCCGCUCUGGCGAAUGACCCUUGGCUUCUGACCUUUGUCUACUUCAUUUAGCAGAGCAGGCUUCCUUUCAUGCACUUUACUUAUAGGACAUUUCUUAUCAUCCCCAUUGGAAUGUGUCUUGUUUUGGCCCCAUUUCUUACAACCUCAGAAAUCUUAAUUUACCAGUGAAUUAUACAGUGUUGGUUUUUUUUUUGCAAAAUACAUUUUGUUUUAGAAAGGGAUUAGGUCUUUUCAUCAGGGUGUGAACAGUCCUACUAAGUUACUUUCAAUGAUAUACUUUGAAAAUAAUGUCACUAUUGCCAUGCCACUUAGAUUAUUCUGAGUUUCAAAGUCAGUUGGGGGGGUAUUGGUUCUCUGUGUAGACACUACCGAGCUUUGCAGAUGUUUGCAGGCGUACAUUAUAAAGUUUGAUUUUCAGGGCUACAUAUUUUGGAAACUCUUCUAACGUUUUGUUUAUUUGAACAAAUUCUCAGAGGGCCAAUUCAAACAUACCUACGUGUAAAGUCCUUGAAGAAUAAAUUGGCUUCUAAGUGUUAGCUCAGUGAGCUAGCAAAGAACUAGUCUGUAUUUGCUUUACUCCAAGAUCCUUGAUUUCCACUGCUGUCUCUAAAUUGUCAAAUUUGGGAGAGAUUUUUAAAAAUUCCACAAUCAUUUGAAGAAAUGUAUAAAUAAAAUCUACUUUGAGGACUUUAACAAG
Messenger RNA from Perognathus longimembris pacificus (Pacific pocket mouse), 2855 nucleotides. It is a transcript of the gene Fbxl5, whose product is annotated as F-box and leucine rich repeat protein 5. Gene Ontology annotation, cellular component: SCF ubiquitin ligase complex. Gene Ontology annotation, biological process: SCF-dependent proteasomal ubiquitin-dependent protein catabolic process; intracellular iron ion homeostasis. Gene Ontology annotation, molecular function: protein binding. Lineage: Eukaryota; Metazoa; Chordata; Mammalia; Rodentia; Heteromyidae. The record is from RefSeq and is a predicted model, not a curated record. The transcript is spliced from 11 exons. Bases 100 to 2175 code for a protein of 691 amino acids.